CAAGCUAAACUGAUAUACAUAUUUUAUUAGGUACAAGACGCACAACUUGCACCAAAUAUGCAUGAUUUCCGGAACAAAGAAGCCUGGCAACCUUCAUACGUUUCUGACACCAAUUUACAAAGAACUCGAUCUCCUCUCAAGACUUGGUAUUAAAGUUCACACCCGUGAUGGUUUAUUGAUUCGCUCCAAGGUCCAUCUCAUGACAUUCUUAGGCGAUAUCCCUGCUGUUGCAGAUAUCAUCAAUCACUCAGGGCAUACGUCUAGGUCUGGUUGUCGUAUUUGUGUUGUAAAAGGAUCAAGCUCUGAAGGAACCGGUAUGUACAGUACUUUCCUGGUCGCGCAUCACACUGCUCUCUUCGUACUGUUGAACACUUUCGUCAACCUCAACCCUACCUUGGAAUCAGGAUAAGUUCAAUAUCUCUUCUUCAAACAUUCAAUGGAACCAACUUUUUUGGUUUGGAUGAAAUGCAUCUUUUGGGUCCUGGUCUGGCGAAACAAUUGAAAGAUCUUUUUGGUUCACCUAAUGUCAAUGAAAUGAUUCCAGACAGAAACGUUGCUGGUGGCGCAUGGAAAAAGUUCCCCUUC
Halteromyces radiatus is the source of this 585-nucleotide messenger RNA. RefSeq lists its product as uncharacterized. The record is from RefSeq and is a predicted model, not a curated record. NCBI's taxonomy places the organism in Eukaryota, Fungi, Mucoromycota, Mucoromycetes, Mucorales, Cunninghamellaceae. The transcript is spliced from 2 exons. The coding region runs from base 62 to 409 and encodes 115 amino acids.